This is a messenger RNA of Suricata suricatta (meerkat), 915 nucleotides long. RefSeq lists its product as uncharacterized. The record is from RefSeq and is a predicted model, not a curated record. Lineage: Eukaryota; Metazoa; Chordata; Mammalia; Carnivora; Herpestidae. The transcript has 5 exons. The coding region runs from base 1 to 915 and encodes 304 amino acids.
AUGGGUCCCCAUCAGUGUCAUGAUGAAAACCGAGGCAAGCUGUCAAGGUGUGUCAGGGAUGCACACGGAUUGUCCAGGCUGACCCGGGUCGUGCUCACAGCACAAGAGCUGGGCCACGGAGACACCUGUCACCAAGCCCUCCUGCCGGAGAAGAAGCAGCUCCAGGACCCAGGCAGCCCACCUUCCCUGGACAUUGGACGGGCAGAGGGGGGAGCAGCCUCGCCGGCCUGGGAGAAAAGACUGUACACAGUGACCAGCCUUCCCAGCCAGGCUCCCACUGCUGCUGUGUGUCCUCCAGAAAAGUGCCGCUGGCCCCAGAGGCCCGGCCCAGCACCCGCUGCCCUGGGAGGACCCUCUGGUCACCACACCCACGGUGGCCAGAUGGGGAAACUGAGGCAUGGCGAGGCUCAAGGCACCGCCCGAGCCCAGCAGGAAGGAAACGACGUGGCGUUUGUGCAGGAGGGCGGGUGCGCCGGGAGCGAGGAGGCCCUGGGGUUUCUGGGAGCCUGCGGGAAGGAGGGUGAAAGGCCUUCAGUUUCCCUUCAGAAGCAGCACCGGCUCAGCGGCCGGUGUGGACGAGGGCUCCAUGUGCAGCUCAAAAGACAAGGCGAAAGGAAAGCCUACGACAGCUGUGCUUUGAGCAGAAGAAAAAUAAAUCACAGCGGACUCUUCCCUCCACGGCUCCUUCCCGCCAUCUUUCGACGGAACCCCUGCUUCUCCGCCUGGGCCCUCCCCGCCGUCGGGCACCCCGGGUCCAAACACGCUCACACAGCGGCCACUUUCCAUGGGCCUCAAGACCCUUCUUACCACCCCAUCUGUUCCCUCUGCCCUGAAACCCUUCCCACGCAUGUCAUUCAGCAAACUUCUACUCAUACCUCAAAGCCCUGCCCAGAUGUGGGGGCACUCAGGCUGUGA